This is a messenger RNA of Lolium perenne, 1872 nucleotides long. NCBI's taxonomy places the organism in Eukaryota, Viridiplantae, Streptophyta, Magnoliopsida, Poales, Poaceae. The record is from RefSeq and is a predicted model, not a curated record.
UCAGGACAGAGGGAGACGAGACGCACGAGAGAAGAAACCCAGUUAGCUCUCGUACACGGCCGAGACGAACUCAUCCAUCUCCAUACAUCAUCAAUCCGGGAGCAAGAGCAACAUGCGACGUACAGGUCAAGAGCAAGAUCGGAAGAGCAUCCAUGGAGGCAAAUCCAAGCUUUCCCAAGGGUGAGAACCAAGAUUGAACUGCAUCCCUUUUCUUCUCUCUGCCUCGCAGCUAGCAUUGUGGAUGGUGACUCGGACGCCGCUGCCAUGGUGCUCGCCAUCGUGCAGCCCAACGGCCGGCCCGUCCGUCACACCAACGAAGCCCGCCGUCGCCUGUCCGAUCGCGGCGAACUGGAGUCGAUGAGGGCAACACUGUGGAGGGGGGUCACCGGCGUACAGGUGCAGCCCCGACUUCUUGACGUACAGGUACACGGCGUACCGCUCGGUUCAUGGAAGCGGCCCGGCUUACCGGUUCGGCCUCGCGCUCGACGCAUAGGUGCAGCUGGGCGGCGGCAUAUAUGCAGGAGCGGCUCUGUGUAUAGGCGCAGCCUGGAACACGCGAUGAGCAGCUCAGCUCUCGGAGGCAGGCCGGCGUACAGGAGUCCCAGGAGCUUGACGUACAGGCGCGACGCGGCGGCAGUGUACGGGAGCAGCUUCGUGUGCAGGCCUACCUCGAUCCGGCGUGCAGGUUUAGUUCGUCGCCGGCGUACAGAGGCAGCUCUCACAGAUGCAAACCGGGGCGAGGGCGGCUCGGCGCUUGACGUACAGGUUGACGUAAUGGAGCAACUUGGCGUUCAGCGUACAUGCGCAGCUCGGGCAUUUGACGGACAGGCGGUCGCAGGAUCAACUCGGCGUCCACGAGCUGCUCCUGAUGUACAGGUGCAUGUUGGAUGCGUAUUCGGCCGUCAGCGCUGCUGCCAUGGAUGCGACCGGUUGGUGACCCCCGCUGAGCGUGUAGCAGCGGAGCGACCGAGCGAGAGCGCGUCCAGGCGGACAGGUACAGAAGCUGGAGGCUAACGAAGACGGCGUCGCUGCUUCUGGCGUCUCGCUGAUGUAUCGUACACACAGGCUAAGCUGGUGCAUGGCUCACGGGCACACACCUAUGCAUGAUUCAUGCACAUGGGAAGUGCGUGCAUGCCCAACUCGAGACACAACCAGCAUGAGCUGCUAUGCUCGUGAUAUACAGGUUGCCCACGGUGUACAGCUUAUUGCGGCGCUACUUCAUGUAUCGCGCAACUUCGACGCACAGGCUGGACAACCUCGACAGUACCUCAACGUGACCCCGUGAGACGGCGCCCAAUCUGCGCCGACUGCCGUAUACUCGGCGCCGGGCCCAGUCACAGCGCCGACCACACCGACCAUGCCGACAUGAGCGUGUGUUGGUUUUACACCGACGUCGGUCUCCCGAUAAUUUACUCCUGCGAGGCAUACCCCUUGCACACCCCGACGAUGCCGCUAAGUCGUCAAGAAGUCCCAGCUAAACGGACUGCAUCAUGCUACUUCAACAACACUCAUCAUCGCCGCUCAAGACCGACGAGGCGCGACGGCGAGGGCGGGCGAGGCCGCAGCACAGGCCACGCUUACAGCGUCGCGUGUACCGACGAGGACACGGGCUCUACCGCUGCCCACACACAUCUUCACCACCAUCAUGCAUGCAGGACGUGAAGCGAAGACGACGAAGACGACCACACGGCUUAAUCGGAGGUGUCUCGCGGCGUAACCCGCGGGAGUAAUUAACCAGGAGCCUUCCGAGGCCCCGGGAAUCAGGAGACUGCAAUCGCCCUAGUCAGGCUGGCCGCGCUAGUAGGCCACGAAGCGCACACAUAUGGGAAUUGUAUUUGUUAUCUCAAGGAUUAAUGAAAUACUGUUCCCGCA